CCCGCCGCGGGAGAGCAGGACUGCUGCGGGGAGCGCGUGGUCAUCAACAUCUCGGGGCUGCGCUUCGAGACGCAGCUCAAGACCCUCUGCCAGUUCCCCGAGACGCUGCUGGGCGACCCCAAGCGGCGCAUGCGGUACUUCGACCCGCUCCGCAACGAGUACUUCUUCGACCGCAACCGGCCCAGCUUCGACGCCAUCCUCUACUACUACCAGUCCGGGGGCCGCAUCCGCCGGCCGGUCAACGUGCCCAUCGACAUCUUCUCGGAGGAGAUCCGCUUCUACCAGCUGGGCGAGGAGGCCAUGGAGAAAUUCCGGGAGGACGAGGGCUUCCUGCGCGAGGAGGAGCGGCCGCUGCCCCGCCGCGACUUCCAGCGCCAGGUGUGGCUGCUGUUCGAGUACCCCGAGAGCUCGGGGCCGGCCCGGGGCAUCGCCAUCGUGUCGGUGGUGGUCAUCCUCAUCUCCAUCGUCAUCUUCUGCCUGGAGACGCUGCCCGAGUUCCGCGACGAGAAGGAGUACCCAGCCUCGACGUCGCAGGACCUGCCCGAGGCGGCCAGCAACAGCACGUCGGGGUCCCCCACGGGAGCCUCCAGCUUCUCGGACCCCUUCUUUGUGGUGGAGACCCUGUGCAUCAUCUGGUUCUCCUUUGAGCUGCUGGUGCGGUUCUUCGCUUGUCCUAGCAAAGCCACCUUCUCGCGAAACAUCAUGAACCUGAUAGACAUCGUGGCCAUCAUCCCUUAUUUCAUCACGCUGGGCACCGAGCUGGCCGAGCGGCAGGGCAAUGGACAGCAAGCCAUGUCCCUCGCCAUCCUGAGGGUCAUCCGCCUGGUGAGGGUCUUCCGCAUCUUCAAGCUCUCCCGCCAUUCCAAGGGGCUGCAGAUCCUGGGGCAGACGCUGAAGGCGUCCAUGCGGGAGUUGGGGCUGCUCAUUUUCUUCCUCUUCAUCGGGGUCAUCCUCUUCUCCAGCGCCGUCUACUUUGCUGAAGCAGACGACCCCGCCUCGGGUUUUAGCAGUAUCCCGGAUGCCUUCUGGUGGGCAGUGGUAACCAUGACGACCGUAGGGUACGGUGAUAUGCACCCAGUGACCAUAGGGGGCAAGAUUGUGGGGUCACUCUGUGCCAUCGCCGGUGUUUUGACCAUCGCUUUGCCAGUCCCUGUGAUUGUUUCCAACUUCAAUUACUUCUACCACCGGGAGACAGAAGGGGAAGAACAAGCCCAGUACCUGCAUGUGGGGAGUUGCCAACACCUCUCCGCUUCUGCGGAAGAGCUCGGAAAGGCGAGGAGUAACUCCACGCUGAGUAAGUCUGAGUAUAUGGUGAUCGAAGAAGGAGGUAUGAACCAUAGCACUUUCCCCCAGACCCCUUUCAAAACGGGCAAUUCCACUGCCCCCUGCACCACGAACAAUAAUCCCAACGCCUGUGUCAACAUCAAAAAGAUAUUCACUGACGUUUAAUCUCUGGUCCAAGUGACAUGCUGUGCUCAGUAUUUGUGGAACGUGCCCCUUGGUCUGUGUACGCCCUUGCUUUAUACAUUUCCAGACCAUUCAUCCAGGAAAGGACAGGAAGAAGUGCAGAACACACUUCAUUUGCCCUCUCCCGACUGCUUCAUACUGAAACAGGUGUCUGUUUUGCAAACGGGCUGCAUUCUCUCAGCUCUCCUUUUUUUUUCUCCCUCUCUCUUAAUCUUGCAAACAAAAAGCUUACUUAAAACUUGACUUCUAGUACACCCCCUAUUUAAAAAAAAAACACAAAACUGGGUACAUCCUGGGAGGAAAUGAAGCUAAAGAACAGUUAGAGUAACCGUUUCACCUCAAAAGCAACGGCAGCAGUUUCUUUACUGAGUAAAGCAGGCACAUGCUUAAUGCUUCAGUGUGAUGGACCCUUCAGCUCAUUGAGUGUUUAGUUUUGUUGCCUACACUGUGGAUAUGUGGAUGCAAAGUCUCACUGGAACAAUGACUUGUAGAACCAUCUUAAGUUUAUUUGGUUUUGGAUAGAAUUUCUAUUUGGGAACCCCCUUCCCCAAAUGUUAAGGCUCUCUCCAACUUUGAGCAAAGGGAAAUGCUCAGAGUGUUCCGUCAGAAAUGACUAAUUAGUUUAACCCUUUGGGGCUUGUUAAACAUUUUGAAAGUAUCCGACUAACAGAUUCCUGCAAAGUUCUGUGUGUGUGUUCCAGCCAACAUCUCUCAAAGUCUAGAAACAGAUGUUUCCAGUGCUGCUGAGAGAAGCAAGCAAACAAAAAUUACUAAUACAUCUGAGAGAUAAGCUUCUGCAGCAUCAUAAGAAGAUUAAAGUGGCAGACACUCCUUCCAGCGGAAGUUACUAAUUCGGACCUGACUGAUGCAGUUCCCAUAGCAACCCGUGUUUCCUGGGAAACCCGAAAAAGGUUGUCAUGGCAUCUCCUGCUCUCUAGCCCCGCCCCCUGGCCCCUGCCGUUUCCACAGUAACCUUUCCAGAUGGUUCUGACUUACAUGAUUUCAUAAGGAGAAUCACUGUUUGAAUAAACCGCACAAAUAAAGUUAAGUCUGAGAAUCCAAGGUGGUGAAAUGAAUCACAAAACGUCUUUUUUUUUUUUUUUAACUACAAAAGAUCAUUAAUCUCAUCCCAUAAUGACUGAGUCGAGAAGGAAAAUACCGUCUUUGGAAUGUUAGCUAUACACCACAACCAGGUAUGAUUUGAAUUCAAUGCCAGUAAUCAGGCAAUAUUUUAAAAGAUGCUUCUCUACUUUUUUCUUUCUCCAAGAAGUUUCAAACCAACAACUGAAGUUUCAUGACUGUGUGGUGUGCAUAACCAAAUGAGAAAGCCCACCAGUGUACCUGAGAUCUUCAGGCUUCCUUUUUAAAAGAAAUCCAAGUCUCACCACAGCACUGCCACCAUCACAGCACUUGAAAAGCUAAAUAAACUUGAAAAAUAUACAGGAUGCACGUUUUUAACUGAGGGAAUUGCAGACAAUCAAUAAAAAGGAGGGACGGGAAGGAACCAAUUCUUGGGGAAAUACCUGCACACUUCAGCCCUAUGGCAGGGGUUGCCAGAAGACAAACAGAAUCAGUGUUCUCUACAGCAGUCCCAAGCCCUUCCCGCCUCUGCACUGUGAAGUGAUAACCCCUCCCACUAAGAAAUCCAAAGAAGCAAAGUGCCCUAGUCUGAAGACUUAUGGAAACACUGUGAGAAAGAGCACAUCCUUGAAGAGUCCACAGAACGCAUUAUGGAGCUGCACCGACCGGUAGGAGGCGCACUUUUAGAUUGUCGGAGUGGAGAGCGCAGUCUCAUUUAUCGCUGAAGCCGGUGACAUUGCGGUCUGCCUGCGCAUAGUUUUGUUUCAGUUGACAUUAAAUCACAUGUCUUUACUAAAUGCUUCAUAGAAAGGAAACAGCUCUGAAACUGGAGGAUUCUCUUGUAAGUGUGUGCAAUAUAAAAGAUACCGAUCAAGAGAGAAAGAACAUUUAAAAAAUUAAGGUAUCAUGUUGACCUUUGACAUUUUGAUGAGAUGGAAUCAAUCAAAAAUCAGUUCCACUGAUAAAGAAAAUCUGUUUGUUUCUAGCAAACCAACUAUAUUGUUUCUUCUUUCAGUUAUUUACUGUUUAGCCCUGAGAUAUUUUAAUGUUACAGUUCAUGCUUCCCAUGUUCUGGAUUAUGUACAACUUUAUUUGUGAAGGUGUGUUUUGUGCCAAAGGCUCUCAUACCUAGUUUAGCCUAUUUCUACGUAAAUAAGUGAAGUCUACACUGUGCCCACAUGAAUGAUAUUAAAGACAGACUUGCCUAAAAGAAAUGUGCCUUGCUUGAUUAAGCAUCUUUUACUUUUUGAUCCAAGAUGAUAGAUUUGUGAAAUACUCUUAUAGGUUUUAGCUGAGCUUAACUUUAAAAAAAAAAAAUUAGUAUUAUUAUAUUGUUUAAGUUGUCUAUCUUCAGUCAAAUGUUAAUGUUUAGUUAUCUCUUGGACAGUUCAUAUAUAAUAUACUCAUCCAUGUCUAGUUUUCACAUCAAGCACAUUCUUAAAGAUGUUUGUAAUAUUUCAUCUAAUGUUUAUAGAAUUUCAUUUUAAAUUCUCUUGACUUAUUUUCUAUUUUUAUAUUCUUUUAAAAAUGAUUUUUCCAAUAAAAAUCAAACUUUUAGUUGGUAAAGACAUUUAGGAGGUCAUGAAGGUGAUUUCCUAUUUGGGGGAUGUUUCACUUCUGUGCCAUUAUUAAUGUAUUUACUGUGACAUUUCAGCAGAAUAGUAGCUAUUUGUAUAUUAUUUAAGAAGCCUUAACUGUGAACAUUCAGCAUAAAGCAGGCAUUUUUAAUUUCUGCAUUUUCUUCCCGGACAAUACCAGAACAAAUACAUAAAUAACCAAUCUCCUGUUAUUCAGAUACAUAGCAAUGCUAAGUCAUAAUAAGAGCACUUACAGAAUUUCUUAACAAAAAUAUUUCAGUAACAAAGUCAAAAUUACAAUACUUUUUUUCAUGCUCUGUUUAAGAAAAUACUGGUGGUAAAUUUACUGUUAAAAGAAUCAGUAGCUGAAACAGUCUUACACCUUCUAGCAGCAAAACAAUGACUAGGAGAUACAAUCCAGGUAAAUUUCUUUGAGGCAAUGUCUACAAUGAGCUUUGCAUAACCUGCUGGUAAUUCCUCUAUAGUCAAAAUUUUGAGGCCAGGUCAUUCUAGGAAAAAGCAAAAUAAGAGUGUCAAAUUUGAGCUAUGUGAACCUCCAAUCUGGAUGAUUUGUGACUAAAGUGAAAAUAUUACCACUACUAUGCUUUUCCUCUAUGUUAGCCCAUGAGUGGAGACUGACUUAAAAUGGUUAGUCCAUUCCAGCCAACUUACGACUGAUCACAGCCAAGUCAGGAGUAAGGUCAUUCACAUCAAAGUUAGGAUGAUUGAAACAGAAUGAUCAAAUGUCCUGUAGAGGUCUUAAGCUAUUCAGAUGCUUUAAUAAGGAUCAGAAAGGAUCAGUGUUAUAAAUAUACACACAGGAAUUACUUUUAUAAAGUACCAGUGACACAGCUUUACGCAGUACAGUAUGGUUAACAUCAUCUGCAUUAUUACUACAUCCUACAGUUUCAAAUAAAGACCAAAUCAGAAUGGUAUCAAUGCCAUAUCAAAUAUGACUCACCAAUUGAGUAGCAAAUACCACAUUGGUCUAGCUAUCAUAGAGAAAUCUUACUUUCCCACUGUCAGAGGGACCUAGAAAACCACUCACCAUUGCUAGGCUUCCGUUUCCUGAAUUACAAAACAGUUGUGCUGGGUUAACUAAUCUCCAAAGCUCCUUCCAUAGGUUUUGAAGAAUACUCAUGUACUCUGAUUUCCUUAUGUAUUUCUGAAGGGAAAAAGUAAAUGGAAAUGAGUAUUGAGCCUUGAGUGUUACAAAUUGAUCACUUGAUUGUGAGAAAAGGAAAUAGGAUUUUUUUUUUCCUUCUCUAAUCGUUGUGACUGUUCUAUCAUGGGAUCACGGAAAAGCAGAAAAUUCCUCUGCAGAAUGGAAACUGGUUCGUGAAAUAGCUGAAACAGGAGGGAGGUUAUUUGGUCGAAGGAUAGGACGAAAGGUGAUGGGGAAUUGUCUGUGAAAUGCUAACCCAGGACCACAGCUUAGCUGUUACAGUCUUGGGAGCUGUAGAAAGUUUGAGGGGUGAGAGAGCUCUUGGUUGUCUUUGCAGGAGAAGUAGUUUGGGGGACAGAAGCCACUACUGUGCUGUCAUGCCAGGUCUGUCCACAGCUCACCGCCCUGGGAAAGUCCACUAACCUCAGAGCCACAGUUUAUUUGUCCAAUGAAGACUUUAAAUUUGGCUUCAAAUUACAGCUUUGAAAAUUCUGUGAUCUUUCAGGCUAUUAAAUAUGUGUGCGUGAGCACAUUCCCCUCAGUCAUGAAGUCACUGAGAUGCUGUGUUUCCAUUCGUGGGACCCAGCAGACCACAAAUCCAGAUGUCCCUGUUUUACCAUGGCCAGCUGACCACAGCAAGACGUGAAUUUCAGCUUCCUUUUACUUUUAACCAUGGUUUAGUUUUUAUGCUGUAUCACUUUAUUUUGAAGGUGGAGUUAGUUCUCUAAAUGAGACAUUUGUCGAAGUGAACCUUCUGUGUAGUUUAAUAAACAUUUGGCAAAGCAAAUGUACUGUGCUCACCAAUGAAUUGUAUCUUAUUGUAAGGUACAUUUUUGUCAUGUUAAAAAGUCAAUGCCCUUUUGAUCCCAGAAGCAAUGACUAUAAUUUAAAAUACUAUUCACAAAAUUUUGUGAAUUUUAGUGACUCCAAAAGAGGCCUGAUAGAGCCAUAUUACAAUGAAUUUUGCUCAGGAGUGAGAAUCAGAAUUCAGGGAUAACCCAAACACUUCUGUUUGGUGUAAGCAGACAGUUGGAAAAAGAAGGGUUAUAUAGGUUUUGCACAACAUAGAUGAGAAGUAACUAUAUAUUCAUGGAAAAACAGAGUAUAUUCUAGUUGCUGGUUUUAUGGUAGAGUAUGCUAGAAGGAUGCUAAAAUGUGGCAAAUAGGAGAUGCAACAAAAUGAUACUAACCCAUUGAAUAAUACAGAAAUAUUUUGUCAUACUGAGAUUAUUUGUCCAUGUUCUGGUCAUAUAUCCUUCCAUUCAGAAAAGGGGGUGGUUUUAAAGGCCUCUAUGCUAAUAAGAAAUGUGUAUUUUGACUAGUAGAGCAAUUCAGUAAACAUUUCAUCAGAUCAUUUUGGUUGUGAAUCUGAACUUUUAUUUUAUAUGUAAUUGAAUCUCUUAUGUAUUAGUGUUAGUGGUCUUUGUGAAAAGUAAAUUCAUCUAUAUUUUAAAGGUGAUGAAAUUUGCUAAAUGGUGAUCUCGCAUAUUCUGUAUCUAACAAUUUGUGACCCUACGGUACUAAAACAAACCAUAGUAGUAGUUCUUCCCGUAAAUUGUCUCCAUGAUGUGAUAUCUCAAUGCUGGGUUUGGGGUGGGGAGGUUAGCUAUUUAGCUUACUUAAACUUGUCAAAGUGUUUUUCCUAACUACCGUAAACUUAUAUUAUUGUCAUCCAAAUGAGAAUAUCCAUUUUUGUUCCAUCUAAAGGGCACUGUUUUGACCAUUUUUGGACGCACCUCCCAUAAAAUGGUCUGAUUUCUGUUAAAAAGUUCCUGCAUAUAUCACAAGGGAAAGCAAACAGUGCAUGUUCUAUUUCUAUAUAUACCAAACCCAUACUAUACCAAACCCGUUUGUGUUCUUAGACAGAUGCAAAUAUCACAAUAACAAAAUAGUUUGAAUUUUUCAGAGCUGUCUAACAUUUGUUUAUCAUUUCAUACUUUGCAAAUCACUCAUUUUAUUUCAUCUUUAAAAUGUCACAUGAAAUAAUAAUAUCCUCUGAAGUUUAAAGAUUAAACAAUCAAGAUUCAGAGAGAUCAUGUUUUUUUUUCCUUCUGUAACUCUUAUUCUCUUUAAAACUUGCAGUAAAAUUUAAUGUUCAAUCAAAUGAUGGGAAAUUCCAUGUUUCAGUGACAAGACCUUGUUGCCAGCAGACCUAUUUAGAGAGUUCUCAAGUAUAGUUCUUGCACAGAGUAAGAACCAGCCUUUUCUACCUAAAGCAUAGUGAGUCACACCCCUUGGCCAGAGACAUUAAAUGCCAGCCUGAAAUGUGAUCUUCUUUUAAAAAAACCUAUCAUAAUGACUAAUUGUUGAGCAGUUGAAAGGAGCAAUAAUGAAACCAAGAAGUUGCAAUCAUCCCUAUCCAGAGAAACAAUUGCCAGGCCCAUGAAAGCAACCACUUUUCUUCCUGUUGUUUUUUUAUCAUGUGUUCUAUGGUUAAGGGGAUAGGAAAAGGGAGAGAUGUUGGGAAAAUGAUCUUAUUUGAUGAAAACUUCUUAUGUCUUCUCACCAUUCAAAAAGAAUUGUUUGUCCAGUAUUAGAUGAUUGCAUGGGUAACAUUAAGCCAUGUUUCAAUAGAUGGUGAAGUGUGUCCACAUAUUUAAAGGGCCACUUACAUAUUUUCCCAGAUAAAAUCAAAAUCUGAUGACUGCUCAAUUUUAAUAUAAACAUCCUGUGUUAAUUCAUGACAUAAUACAACAUUUUAAUUUUUCGCUCUAACAGCAGAUAGAAACUGUUACUGCUUUCCCUUGUAAAUCAACAAUCUGUAAUACAUUCUGUACUUUUCCUUACUAGCAAUGCAAUGUUAUGUGAAUAUUUAAAUGGGACAUAUGCUAUAUUCUAUCAUAAUUAAAAAUUUUCUAACAAUAAAUUUAGUUCUCAUCAGACAGAUAAGUCAAACAAGUAUUAUUUUGUAUGGAAUGAAAUAAUAAUCAUUCUUAAGUCAUGCUAAUAAUAAAUAAUGGAAUUCUGAAUAAAAUGUAAAAAGUCCAACAUGUUUUAUAUUUUUUUCUAUAUUCAUUUCUUUUUGACACUGAAUUAUAUUAAUUUGUCACAUGUUAAUGUAAAGUUAAAAUAACCUAGCUCUUAUACCAUGCUCUCCCGUGUUCUGUCAUAAUAAUUUUGGGACUUCUGUUCCAUAUAUAUUAGAAAAUAUCCGUGAGUUGAUUAUGUGAUAUUUUCAUCUGACCUAUUUUUAAAAUUUGUCAUGGGAUUUAACGUGUUUUCAUUGCAAAUGUUAUCUGCAGAAUUAAA
Molecule: messenger RNA, 8538 nt
Organism: Condylura cristata (star-nosed mole)
Lineage: Eukaryota; Metazoa; Chordata; Mammalia; Eulipotyphla; Talpidae
Gene: KCNA3
Product: potassium channel, voltage gated shaker related subfamily A, member 3
Exons: 3
Coding region: 130-1449 (439 amino acids)
Biological process (GO): potassium ion transmembrane transport; protein homooligomerization
Cellular component (GO): voltage-gated potassium channel complex; membrane; axon
Molecular function (GO): delayed rectifier potassium channel activity
Source: RefSeq, a predicted model, not a curated record